AUGCCAAUGCUCAAGGACCCCUCCACAAAAUAUAAGAAGUUCCCUCCAGUGAACCUCCCCGAUCGCCAAUGGCCCAGCAAGACCCUUGACAAGGCCCCCAGGUGGCUCUCGACCGAUCUCAGAGAUGGAAACCAGAGUUUGGUUGACCCGAUGAGCGGAGACGAGAAAUGGACAUACUUCAAGAUGCUGUGCGAAUUGGGCUACAAGGAGAUCGAGGUCGCUUUCCCAUCUGCCUCCCAGACCGACUUUGACUUCACCAGGCGCCUGAUCGAGACUCCAGGCGUUGUCCCAGACGAUGUGUUUCUGCAGGUUCUCUCACCAUGCCGCGAGGAUCUGAUCAGGAGGACUGUCGAGUCCGUCAGGGGCGCUAAGAAGGCCAUCAUACACAUCUACCUUGCCACCAGCGAAUGCUUCCGCCGCAUUGUGUUCGGCUUCACCGAGGAAGAGAGCGUGGAGCUGGCUAUACGCUGCACAAAGUUGGUUCGUUCUCUGACCAAGGACGACCCGACACAGGCCGGCACGGAGUGGGGAUUCGAGUUUAGCCCCGAGACCUUCUCCGACACUGGGUUGGAAUUUGCCGUGCGGAUCUGUGAGGCCGUCAAGGCGGCGUGGGAGCCGACGGCCGAGAGCCCCAUCAUCUUCAACCUGCCCGCCACAGUGGAGAUGUCAACGCCAAAUGUCUACGCGGAUCAAAUCGAGUACUUUUGCCGCAACAUCACGGAGCGUGAAAAGUGCUGCAUCUCGCUGCACCCACACAACGACAGGGGUUGCGCAGUCGCCGCAGCCGAGCUGGCCCAGAUGGCCGGCGCGGACCGCGUCGAGGGCUGUCUGUUUGGCAACGGCGAGCGAACCGGCAAUGUGGACCUGGUAACCCUGGCCCUCAAUCUGUACACCCAGGGCGUAAACCCCAAAGUCGACUUCUCAGACCUGAACCGCGUUAUCGGCGUCGUCGAAGUUUGUAACAAGAUCCCCGUCCACCCCCGUGCGCCCUACGGUGGAUCUCUGGUCGUAUGCGCCUUCAGCGGCUCGCACCAGGAUGCCAUCAAGAAGGGCUUCCAGCUGCGCGAGAAAAAAGGAGCUGGCUACGAGGACUAUUGGCAAGUACCAUACCUUCCGCUGGACCCCAAGGACAUCGGGCGCGACUACCAUGCCGUCAUCAGGGUCAACUCGCAGUCCGGCAAGGGCGGCGCGGCCUGGGUCAUCCAGCAGCACCUGCAUUUGGAUCUGCCGCGCGGUCUGCAGGUGCACUUCAGCAAGAUCCUGCAGAAGAUCGCGGACGAGCGAGGUCGGGAGCUGCUGCCGGUGGAGAUUACGGACCUGUUCCAGGAGACCUACUUCCUGAAGGGGAACCCCAGGUUCAGCAUUGUGGACUACUCUAUUACACCCGACAGGAGCUCGAGCCCCGUGCCGCCAGCCCCGGGCAAGACGCAGGACACAAAGAACCUCAAGCGAGUGUUCGAGGGCGUCAUCUCGGCCGACGGUCGGGAGUACACUCUGCGGGGCCGUGGCAACGGCCCCAUCUCGUCACUGGCCAACGCGCUGCGGUCCGUCGGAGUCGACCUCGACGUCAACGAGUACAAGGAGCACGCCGUUGGCAAGGGUCGCGACGUCAAGGCUGCGACGUACAUUGAGUGCACAGCUGCCGGCAGCAGCCAGAAGCUCUGGGGCGUAGGGCUUCACGAAGACGUGGUUCAGAGCUCGCUGAUUGCUCUGUUGAGUGCGGCCAGCAGUUUUGUUGCUAGCCGCCCGGGAAGCCCCGUCCUGGCCGUCGAAGGCGCCAAAGUCAACGGCAAUGGUGAACAAGUACCCAAGGAUCUGGUUCAGUCCCUGGAGGCAAAAGCGGAAUCCAUGUAA
Molecule: messenger RNA, 1854 nt
Organism: Pyricularia pennisetigena
Lineage: Eukaryota; Fungi; Ascomycota; Sordariomycetes; Magnaporthales; Pyriculariaceae
Exons: 4
Coding region: 1-1854 (617 amino acids)
Biological process (GO): L-leucine biosynthetic process
Cellular component (GO): mitochondrion
Molecular function (GO): 2-isopropylmalate synthase activity
Source: RefSeq, a predicted model, not a curated record